Messenger RNA from Corticium candelabrum, 1907 nucleotides. RefSeq lists its product as uncharacterized. Bases 179 to 1741 code for a protein of 520 amino acids. Gene Ontology annotation, molecular function: metallopeptidase activity. The record is from RefSeq and is a predicted model, not a curated record. Lineage: Eukaryota; Metazoa; Porifera; Homoscleromorpha; Homosclerophorida; Plakinidae. The transcript is spliced from 4 exons.
AGCUCUAGCUGUGAGUGGACACCUUCGUCAUGGGGAUUGGGGAUGCAAGAAAAUUAUCAUCUGAUUACUAAUACAAACACUCGGUGCUCGCUCCAACUAGCACGCCUUUUGUACAGCGUAUAUCCUGUCACUCUUUCCUGCUACGGCCACUCGCCGCCAGAGCUCGGAGAGAUAGACAAUGCACGUUUUCCUGCUGCUACCGCUUGCGCUUGUAUUCAUUAGCUCGACGACGGCGCAAGAGUCUACCCUCAAUCACACAAUUGUAUGGUUGUUGCGUGACGACAACGUGACGACGGACAUCGCCAACGAGGCAAAAGUGUCUGGAAAGCUGACCAUCGCGCCGCGACACAUGACAGCGGGACUCGACGAUUUCAACAUCGUUCUGCCGUCGGUGCCGCGCGAACUGGUGACAUACCUGCCGAAAUGGUCGCGCGACACGCAUCUGUUCGGCAUCGCGACCGGUCCCAACACCAUCGAACUCUCCCGCCUCUGCACCGACAGUGUGGAAGGAGGUCUCGAUGGCACCGGACACACGGACAUCUACGAGACUAAGAAUGGCUACAGCUUGUGGAGGACCUAUCAUAGGUCGUGGAAUCCUGAUUUAUAUCAUAAGGAAGACGAGCUGGGGCCCUAUCAGACUGUGUCGACGACGCUCGAUAUCGAGAUCUCAAAUUUUUCUGUGGACGAGACGGCAAUGUCAAUCGAAGAGAGCUUGCAACAUCUCGACACUCCAAGUAAUACAACCAUCAAGGCUUCGCUUUAUCUCAAAGUAAUAAUCUGGAUCAAUCCGACAUUCGAGCAACGUCGUGCCGGUCUCAUUCCGGCCAGAAUUGUUGUUCAAGACUACGUCCAUCUGGAUGUAGUCGUCGUUCCUCAUCCCGACGAGGCGGAAGACUACCCAUUCGAUAUCACUUUUAAGCGCCAGCUCUGCCUUCAACCCGUCCGUUUCAAGCUUGAUGAAAGAACGUGUGUUCGCUAUGUAGACAAAGAAUACAAAUAUUCACGAAGGAGUUGGUAUGUACGGAGAUACGGAUGGGGAUGGUACAGGUACAUACGAUAUUACUAUUACAUAAAGUAUUACAAAACAUACAAACGAGAGUGCGUCAAGUAUAUGAACUCCACAAUGACCGGCACAGGAUUUGACUCCGCACGUGCCGUGGCUUCCGCAGAGUGGAACAAAGUCAACAUCGAACUGACGUGGAAGCCGAUGAAAACCAUCGACACGAAAUCGCGUUUCGAUUUGUUCGUCACCGCCGGAAGGACAGACACGUCGUAUUGGGAAACCCGCGUAAUGGACAACGUCAACGACGACGACUGCGUCGAAGUAUACUUUAUAAAAGAGUUCGAUCCGAAAGAGGCUCACGGCGGUGGGGCGGUGUGGAAUCCGGGAACGGCAUCAGCAAAAGUCGUUGUUGCCGACAGUCAUCUUCAGUGCAAUCAGCCAACAUUCCUCGCACACUUAAUUGGUCACGCUUUGGGACUAAAGCAUCCCGGAAACGACAGUGAUGGUUACAAGGCUGGUUCUCCUGGUACUGUCAUGUGCAAGUCGGUCGACGACACUCAGAGUCCUUCGCGAAAUAGCGUCGAGAACGGUCUCAAUGUCAACAAUCCUCUCGUUACAUGGUCGGUUGACUUCGCGCCCGGUGGAACACCGGAUUGUGGUGCUGGCCUUGACGGUUGUGGAACGUGCGAGGAGCACAUAGACAAUACCCCUUGUCACAAUACUACUCACUCUCCUUGAAUUGCAUGCCGUUGACAUCUUGCAAGGAAGACAUUUUUCGUGUUUAUGUAGUGACUGUAAGCGCAUGAGGAUAUCAGCGACUUGCUAAAGUAAGCGUCAAACUGUGACACUGAACGCAGUAAAGGCAGCAUCACUUUAUUUAUCUAAAAAUAUGCAUUUUAAUGCA